AUGACCGAUGCGGCUGUGUCAUUCGCUAAGGAUUUCCUCGCCGGCGGAGUGGCGGCCGCCAUCUCCAAGACCGCCGUCGCCCCCAUCGAGAGGGUCAAGCUGCUGCUGCAGGUGCAGCACGCCAGCAAGCAGAUCGCCGCCGACAAGCAGUAUAAGGGCAUCAUCGACUGCGUGGUGCGCAUCCCCCGGGAGCAGGGCGUCCUCUCUUUCUGGCGCGGCAACCUGGCCAAUGUGAUCCGGUACUUCCCCACCCAGGCCCUCAACUUCGCCUUCAAGGACAAGUACAAGCAGAUCUUCCUGGGUGGCGUGGACAAGCGAACCCAGUUCUGGCGGUACUUCGCCGGUAACCUGGCAUCCGGGGGUGCUGCCGGCGCUACCUCCUUGUGCUUUGUCUACCCCCUUGACUUUGCCCGAACCCGCUUGGCAGCGGACGUGGGUAAAGCUGGAGCUGACCGCGAGUUCAGUGGGCUCGGUGACUGCCUGGUCAAAAUCUUCCGGUCAGAUGGCCUCAGGGGCCUGUACCAGGGCUUCAGUGUCUCUGUCCAAGGCAUCAUCAUCUACAGAGCUGCCUACUUUGGCAUCUAUGACACCGCAAAGGGUAUGCUUCCAGACCCAAAGAACACCCACAUUGUUGUCAGCUGGAUGAUUGCUCAGACUGUCACUGCUGUUGCUGGUUUGGUCUCCUACCCUUUUGAUACCGUUCGUCGUCGCAUGAUGAUGCAGUCUGGCCGCAAAGGAGCUGACAUAAUGUACAGUGGCACUCUUGACUGCUGGCGGAAGAUUGCCCGGGAUGAGGGCACCAAGGCAUUUUUCAAAGGUGCAUGGUCAAAUGUGCUCCGAGGGAUGGGUGGUGCUUUUGUCUUAGUCCUGUAUGAUGAAAUCAAGAAGUACACAUAAGUCGUUUCUUGUUGUGAACUGGCAUGUUGUUAUAUGUACUCUAUGACUGUUCAUGGACUUGUUUGAAAACCAUCUAGUUACUAA
Molecule: messenger RNA, 981 nt
Organism: Indicator indicator
Lineage: Eukaryota; Metazoa; Chordata; Aves; Piciformes; Indicatoridae
Gene: SLC25A5
Product: solute carrier family 25 member 5
Exons: 4
Coding region: 1-897 (298 amino acids)
Biological process (GO): mitochondrial ATP transmembrane transport; mitochondrial ADP transmembrane transport
Cellular component (GO): mitochondrial inner membrane
Molecular function (GO): ATP:ADP antiporter activity
Source: RefSeq, a predicted model, not a curated record